Eutrema salsugineum is the source of this 3739-nucleotide messenger RNA. RefSeq names its product ATP-dependent DNA helicase Q-like 4B. Gene Ontology annotation, cellular component: cytoplasm; chromosome; nucleus. Lineage: Eukaryota; Viridiplantae; Streptophyta; Magnoliopsida; Brassicales; Brassicaceae. The record is from RefSeq and is a predicted model, not a curated record. The transcript is spliced from 26 exons. Bases 127 to 3573 code for a protein of 1148 amino acids. Gene Ontology annotation, biological process: double-strand break repair via homologous recombination; DNA replication. Gene Ontology annotation, molecular function: nucleic acid binding; ATP binding; 3'-5' DNA helicase activity.
AAAUUGGCCGCGCACGCUUCCUCCUCUCGCCGCCUCGAGUUCUUACCGGAACAGUUUCGCCGCCGGAUUUUCACGAUUCCUCGCAGAAGCAAAGAGAGUUUCUUCGAUUUUGAAAAAUUGCACUAAAUGGUGGUGACAAGAGAAGAUAAAUUUGCUGGAAGCUAUUUGGGUGUUAAACCUAUGAUCGGUCCUUAUAAACUGAGGCAAAAUUGUGGGAGUUAUCUCCCUGAAGUUGAAAACUCUAGAGGUCACUUUCCUCAAACAAAUUGGUCGGAACAUGCCAAGGCCUUUGAGUGUAUACCAUCCGUAAAUAAGUCUCUGAGCUCUAAUCUCCUUUACUCUCUAGAAAGUCAAAAGCAUAGAAGAAGUAGAGAUUCGGCUUCAAGGCCAAUUGAGAACGUCAUCCCUGUAAAUAUGCAGAAUUUGACACGCCAACAAAUUGAAAAGGCUUGGUGUGCUCUUACAAAUCUCUCAAUAAAUCAUACCUACCUGAGACCUGGCAUCACUCCUGCAGUUGAUGAUAGCAGCACUAAUUGUACAUCUUCUAUGAGAGGAAGAUCCACUGUUAAAGUUACAUCUAACGCUGAUGGAUCUUUCUACGCACACAAUCAUCCAGAGCAGAGUCAGGAGAGUGUAAGAGGCACUGCAAGAUCGUUUGACCGUUUCUCCUCCUCUUUCCCAGGGGAUGGUAAAUUAACUGCUGGCAAGGUUCCACGGGUAAAUAAUGAGGUUAGAGAUUCAGUAACCGGUUGUAAAUACAUAAAUGGUAUGGACAUACAACCAAUCAGAAACUUCGCACUCCCAGCUAGGCAGGUGGAAGCUAGUCUUAUUGAGAUUGAUGAUGAUGACAUACUCGAGAUUAUUGACGUAGACCAAAUUGUGAUGGAAAACUACCAUUUAACGUAUACCCCCCAACCAUCUGUUAAUAUAUUUGCUUCAAGAGGAGAAGAAGUGCCCUGUUUGCCUCCUGAAUUAUGUUCGAACUGUAGUCAUGGAGUAAAAUUAGGGCUUUGUCUUGAAGCUUCCACCCAUGUGGAACAAAUGAAGGACGCACUGCUUGCAAUAUCAAAUAAACUGCUUGACGAUUCUACAGACCUGAGCCGUGAUCAUUCUGAGCAGCUUUGUCAAGAGAGGUUACUGUUGAAAAACCAAAUUCAGCAGCUCGAGAUACUUAUCCAAAAUAAAGAAAGGAAAAAGUCAUCUACACCAACUCAUAAUUUUCAGUACGGAACACCUCAAAUAACAAAUUGUAAGGUUGAUUAUGCGCAAACAGAUUCUCGAGAAGAACAAGGCAGAUAUGUAAGUGAUAACUGGAAUAUGCCAAGAGACUAUUUAUUAUCUGAAGAUAGGUAUGGUCUUUCUUCUGGUCCUGUGGAGAGGGAACGACAUGUUCCCGAGAUUAUAGAUGUCACUUAUACCGAUGGUUCAAAUGACACAAAGUGGUGCAGUCGUGAUUUUCCUUGGACGAAAAAUUUGGAGAUCAAUAACAAGAGAGUGUUUGGAAACCACUCAUUUCGACCCAACCAAAGGGAGAUCAUCAAUGCUACAAUGAGUGGUUGUGAUGUUUUUGUUUUGAUGCCAACCGGAGGGGGGAAAAGCUUGACAUAUCAGCUUCCCGCUCUGAUCUGUGCAGGAAUAACAUUAGUCAUUUCUCCACUUGUUUCACUCAUUCAAGACCAGAUAAUGAACUUAUUGCAGACCAAUAUACCUGCAGCUUCCUUAAGUGCCGGAAUGGAGUGGGGUGAACAACAAGAGAUACUUCGGGAGCUGAGCUCUGGGAAUUCUAAAUACAAGUUCCUGUAUGUCACACCGGAAAAAGUGGCAAAAAGUGAUUCCCUUUUGAGGCACCUUGAAAGCUUAAACUCCCAUAGUUUGCUUGCUCGAUUUGUUAUCGAUGAAGCUCAUUGUGUGAGUCAGUGGGGGCAUGACUUUCGACCAGACUACCAGGGUCUUGGUGUUCUGAAGAAGAAGUUUCCUAACAUUCCCAUGUUAGCUUUGACUGCUACUGCAACAGCCAGCGUAAAAGAAGAUGUUGUACAAGCUCUUGGCCUGGUCAACUGUGUUGUGUUCCGGCAAAGUUUUAAUCGCCCAAAUCUAUGGUAUUCUGUUGUUCCCAAGACAAAUAAGUGCUUGGAAGAUAUUGACAAGUUUAUCAGGGAAAACCAUUUUGAUGAAUCUGGCAUUAUUUAUUGUCUUUCAAGAAUGGACUGCGAAAAGGUCACUGAAGCGUUGCAGAAGUUUGGCCAUAAAGCAGCCUUCUACCAUGGCAGUAUGGAUCCUGCUCAACGUGCCUUUGUCCAGAAACAAUGGAGCAAGGAUGAAAUCAAUAUAAUAUGUGCUACAGUUGCAUUUGGAAUGGGAAUCAAUAAGCCUGAUGUUCGUUUUGUAAUUCAUCACUCUCUCCCAAAGUCCAUAGAAGGCUAUCAUCAGGAAUGUGGUCGUGCUGGUAGGGACGGUCAGAGUUCAUCAUGUGUUUUGUAUUACAGUUAUAGUGAUUAUAUUCGAGUUAAGCAUAUGAUUAGCCAAGGAGGACCUGGCCAAGGCCCCACGACAAUGGGAUAUAAUCGUCUAGCAAGUGCAGGGAGGAUACUCGAAACGAACACUGAAAACCUUCUUCGAAUGGUUAGUUACUGUGAAAAUGAGGUCGAUUGUCGACGUUUCUUACAGCUAGUUCAUUUGGGUGAAACAUUUGAUUCAACAAACUGCAAAAAGACAUGUGAUAAUUGUUCCAGCAGCAGAAGUUUGAUUGACAAAGAUGUAACUUUGAUUGCAAGGCAACUGGUUGCAUUGGUGAAGCUAACAGGAGAAAGGUUUUCUUCAGCUCAUAUUAUAGAAAUCUACAGGGGAUCUUUAAACCAGACGGUCAAAAAACACAGACAUGAGACUUUGCACCUCCACGGAGCAGGAAAGCAUUUAGCUAAAAGUGAAGCCUCUCGCAUCUUGCACUAUCUUGUGACAAAGGACAUUCUCGCAGAAUAUGUUAAAAAAAGUUAUCUGUAUGGAUCUGUAUCGUCGUUGCUGAAGGUGAAUAGAUCAAAGGCUGACGCAAUCUUAUCUGGAGGCCAGACUAUAAUAAUGAGAUUUCCUUCGGCUGUUAAAGUAUCAAAGACGAGCAAAUCAGGAGCAAUCCCAGCAAAAGCUCCACUAAAGCAAACUACUUUUACUCCUCUAAUGACGCAUGCUCCCUCACAAGAUUCGAUUCUCUCCGUUACCUUGUACACAGCCUUGAAAAAGCUGCGUACUGAUAUUGUCAAGGAAUCCUCAGAUGCAGUAAUGGCACAUCAUAUAUUCGGCAAUGGGACGCUUCGGCAGAUAAGUAAACGCCUUCCCAGAACCAAAGAGGAAUUACUCGAUAUCACUGGUCUUGGAAAAGCCAAGGUGAACAAGCAUGGGGAUCGUUUAUUGGAAAUUAUUGAAUCAACCAUCAACGAGCACUACAGAACAGAGAAGAGCGAGGGUCCUGGGUCAGGGAAGAGGAGAAGAAAUGAGAACAUUAGUCCAAAUGUAGCAGACGAUGAUGAUCCUGAUUGGACCCCGACUCACUCGCACAAAAAGGCAGUGAAGAACAAAUAGUAACCAGGUUCAUGGUGAAAUGUGACCAAAACAAAAUGGUAAAUGAGAGUAGUUUUGUUUUAUUGUGUCUCGGUGUAAAUAAUUCUCCCUUGUUGCAGAUGUGGAGAUAUUAGUUACAUGUUUUACUAUACGACAAACUAACUCAUACAACCUCAAACUGGAUGUG